This is a messenger RNA of Penicillium longicatenatum, 1158 nucleotides long. Its product is annotated as alkene reductase. Lineage: Eukaryota; Fungi; Ascomycota; Eurotiomycetes; Eurotiales; Aspergillaceae. The transcript is spliced from 3 exons. Bases 1 to 1158 code for a protein of 385 amino acids. Gene Ontology annotation, molecular function: FMN binding; NADPH dehydrogenase activity. The record is from RefSeq and is a predicted model, not a curated record.
AUGGGAUCAGUCGACACUAUCGGGCCUCUUUUCCAACCUCUCCAAUUGGGAGCAUUUUCGCUCCAACACCGCGUUGUUCAGGCACCAUGUACUCGUAUGCGAGCUACCAAGGAGUCUGAUGGCGUGUUUGUUCCAACCGAUCUCAAUGCCGAAUACUAUUCUCAGCGUGCUUCCGCCGGUGGAUUGAUGAUCACAGAGGGAACUCCAAUUAGUCGGCUGGCCGCGGGGUAUCCAGGUGUCCCUGGUAUUUUUACAGCUUCUCAGAUUGCCGGCUGGAAGAAGGUCACCGAUGCCGUGCACGCUAAAGGUGGCUUGAUUCUGUGCCAACUGUGGCACGUCGGUCGAGCUACUUGUCCCUCUUUUCUUGGUGGGGAGCAACCUAUUGGUCCAAGCGAUAUUCCAAUUAGUGGUAACGCGAUGGAUGGGACUGCAUACGCCGCCUCGCCUCCGCGACCGAUGACGGUGGAGGAGAUUCAGGACGUUGUGAAGGAACAUGGUGCAGCGGCGAAAAGGGCGAUGGAGGCAGGAUUUGAUGGUGUGGAGAUUCAUGCCGCGAAUGGAUAUCUCCUCGACCAAUUUCUCCAUGAUAACGUCAACACCCGCACCGAUGACUACGGAGGCUCUAUUGAAAAGCGAUCCCGCCUCAUUAUUGAAACCAUUAAGGAAGUCAGCGCCGCCGUCGGUGCCGAUCGUGUCGGAAUACGGUUGUCACCUUACAACUACUUCCAAGAUACUCGUGAUUCCAGUCCGAACUCAAACUGGCUCACUUUAUGCUCCAUGAUCGCCAGCCUACCCACUGAGUCGAGGCCAGCGUACGUACACAUGGUCGAGCCCAGAUUCGACGAAGUGCUAGAUGAGAGCGCCAAGAUUGACUCUUUAUGCGUGGAGAAACCAUCCUUGGAUGUAUUCCGACCGACUCUGAAGAAGGGUAGUGUCGCACUCCUGGCGGCCGGAAACUUCAAUACAGAGAAUGCGGGCCCGAAGAUUCUCAAUGAUGGUGCGGAUGCGGUGGUCUUUGGUCGUUAUUUUAUCUCCAAUCCCGACCUGCCUAAACGACUGAAGGAGGGACUGCCAUUGAAUCCGUAUGAUCGCAGUACCUUCUACGGGGCUGAUCCUGCUGAGAAGGGGUAUACCGACUACCCUUUCUACAGUAAAUAG